Molecule: messenger RNA, 1620 nt
Organism: Morchella sextelata
Lineage: Eukaryota; Fungi; Ascomycota; Pezizomycetes; Pezizales; Morchellaceae
Exons: 9
Coding region: 1-1620 (539 amino acids)
Biological process (GO): double-strand break repair via homologous recombination; double-strand break repair via single-strand annealing; mitotic recombination
Cellular component (GO): nucleus
Source: RefSeq, a predicted model, not a curated record
AUGAAGCUAGGCGAACAGCAUAAAAAUCUCGGUCUUCCCUCUGAAGAGCCCAAAAUAUCAUCAUAUACAGCUAUAGAAAUUGCUACGCUUCAGGCCAAGCUUGACCAGCAGCUUGGACCAGAAUUUGUGUCUUCAAGGCCAGGCCCAGGCGGGAGAAAACUUUAUUAUCUCCAGGCAGAUAAAUGUAUCAGUCUUGCAAACCAAGUCUUUGGCUUUAACGGAUGGUCCUCUUCAGUUAGAAGUGUUGAAGUUGACUUUUUGGACGAAGGCAAGGACGGAAAAUGGAGUGUUGGAGUAUCAGUUGUCGUACGGGUGACAUUGAAGGAUGGGACUUACCAUGAGGAUAUUGGAUACGGUCAAAUGGAAAAUGGCAAAAAGGCACAGAUAUUUGAUAAGGCUAAAAAGGAGGGGGCCACGGAUGCUCUCAAACGAACACUCCGCAGUUUUGGGAAUGUUCUCGGAAACUGUUUGCACGAUAAGGAUUAUCUAGCGAAGGUUAAUAGGAUGAAAGUACCAGCCCCACGCUUUGAUGAGAGAAAAUUACAUAGGCACAGUGAAUUCAUGCCUCAGGUCAAAAAAGAAUCAUUAGUGGAUUUAGGAAAUUUAAAUAACGACCCAAUGAUCUCAUCCCCAAGUGAGGAAAGACAAGGAUCACCAGAAGCAGAAGCAUAUGAUGAAUAUGGAGGGGAUGAAUUUGAAGAAUUGGGAAUAUUUGGGAGCGGCGGUGAUCUUGAUCUCAUGGCUGAUGAUGCAGCCUUGGACUUUGAUGACGGCGGCAGCAUUAAGGAUCAAAGCCCCAUCAACGCUAUAACUGGCGGCCAAAAAUCUGCCACCAAUUAUAGAAAUCCAAUCCCACAAACCAAUCGCCAAACUAUACAAACACCACAACCGCAGCGUGCCCAGCAGCCCAUGCAGCGGCCUCAAUCCAAUGCACCUCAAGUACCCCGUGCGCCCACUCCCCAAAGUGGUUUUAACGUGUCGCCAACACCAAUACGAGCGCAGCCACAAGCAAACAACAAUACUAAUUUUAAGAAUAUCCAGCAAGGCAUUAACCAGAGAGGCCAGCCACCCCAACCACCGCAGCAACAGCAGCCACAACAGCAUAGUCCAUCGGUACCAACUCUCGCGGCUCCUCAGUUAAAUGGUGGACCAGAAACCCCAAAGAAUCCAUCCCAGAAUCAACCGGUUGGGUUCUUCAGUGGAAGAGCUGUCAUAGACGCUGACGGAGAAAAUAAACUGAUUCCCGAUCAAGCAUUGGCGUUCAACCCCCAUCACCAAACAUCAAUCCCUCGUUCGCUUGGCAUCGACCAUUCCAAGUCCUCGCCUAUCGCUAGAAAAGGAUUGACCGGGCCACAGGGACCUGCAGGAGGAGCGUAUGUUCGUCCAAAUUUUGAGAAUCCGAGUCUCAAUACGAACAGACAGAUUGGAAUGCCCCCACAAGCUCGAGGGUCAGGGUCUUUUCGGCAGCCAGGCCCAUCAGCAGGAGUAAAAAGGCCCGCAGACGUGACAGAUGCAGGCAAUGACUUUAGACCCACACUUGGAGAUGCUGCAGGGACAAAUUUGAAUAAGCAAACAACGAACUUUGGAAAUGAUGUAAAACGACAAGCUAGAAUGAGCUGA